UCAAAUUGCUUGAGGUCUUUACGAUGUUGGUCUCUGGUUUACAUUUUCCUAGAGUAUAUACCUGUUGUGUCACUCGUAACUCUAUUGUCGUAAAUCAAUAUUACCAUUGUAAUGUUUGGACCUCCCUUUUUGUUUUCUUCUUUAUAUUUAAGAUAGACCAUUAUUAAAUGUAUCAAAUGUUAUAUAAUCACCGUUCAUUUGAAACGAAUAGCUUGUGUCAUUUAGUGUAUGUUAUCCCUUUAGUGUGUGGCAGUCGGGCGAGGCAGCGCAAUGUCACGUACUACCUGGAUGAAGUGUGUAAACUCCACAUCGGUGGCAACAUGGCGAAGGAAGAUUUCAAGCCAUACCUGAAAAAACACGGAAGUUCGAUGGAAGACGCGACGAAUGAAUGGCUUAAUAUAAGUAAAGCUGCUCUGCAACAGUGGCCUGGUAAAGAAGAGUUCAAACAUGAAUGUCCAGUUACAAAACAGCAAUUGAAGACUGUGAAGAAGAUGAACGCAUUUCCUGUCAUGUACUUUUUGGAAUAUCUUGAGAUUUUGAAGGAGAUCGAAGACGAGAAGGUUUGGACAAUGCUGUUUCACACCUGUGCUGACAAUAACGAAAGCCUGACGCAGAUCAACAAGUCCAAAACUCACCUAUGUUAUUUGCUUCGUGGCAUCGGAAGCCUGGCAGAUACCAAGGCGAACAGCCAAAGUUUGGAGAUAAAUCUCAGUACUGACAUAGUAAAACGAUCUAACAUCACGAUAGCCAUGGGAGGUAUGGCGAAGUUCGGAGCGUGUAUUGGAAAGAAAUCUGUUAUCAAAUGUACGCGGGGGUUGAAAUUAUUCAAGGGGUGCAGGAGGAAGAACAAGGGGGAGGGGAAAAGGAGACGGGGGAAAGGAAGGAGGGGAAAUAAACAUUAA
Molecule: messenger RNA, 902 nt
Organism: Haliotis rufescens (red abalone)
Lineage: Eukaryota; Metazoa; Mollusca; Gastropoda; Lepetellida; Haliotidae
Exons: 3
Coding region: 168-902 (244 amino acids)
Source: RefSeq, a predicted model, not a curated record